CCGGUGGGGCCGUCCGGGGACCUGGGGGGGGCGAUCCGGUGACGGGGGGGUGGCUCGGGGGUCUGGGGGAAGCGGUCCGGUGGUGCGGGGGCAGUCCGGUGGCCGGGAGGACCGGCUACCCCCUGCGGCCCUCCCGCCUGCCGCUGCCCGGCGUGUCACCGUCCCGGCCCCAGCGGCAGCGCGCCGCUAACCGUGACUGGAAUCGCUCCCGUAAGGACGCAGGGCCGUGCGGCGGCUCCCGCGGUGACGAGCGCUCGCCGGUUUCAGCGGUUUAUCCUCUCCGCCCGCGGGGAGCGAGGGGCUUCGGUGAGGCGGGGGCUGCGGUUACCGUCAAAGCGGGCCCCCCCGGGGCUGCCGUGAUCCUGGGGUAGCGCUGCCCGCCCGCUGCAGCCGUUGGGUAACGCCGGCGGAGGGGGCGGGGGCGCCGGGUCCUUUAACGGGCGGGGCGAGGCGGGGGCGGUGCUGUCGCGUUCCGGGCCGACCCGAAGCUCCAGCAGAACAAGAACCGCCUCCGCCCCGGCCCGCAGCCGGCCUGCCAGGCGCAACCCGCACCCGGUCAGAUGCUUCCAUCGGUGGCGAGGAAGAGGAGCAGAGUCGGAACCUGCUAAGUGCUGAUCUGCUUGUGCUCCGGACCAUGGACUCAUUGAGGGCGUCCCAGGUGUGAAAAUGUACAGCAGUAACCGGGAGUUAGUGAUUGACUUUGUUUCCUACAAGCUCUCACAGAAAGGCUACAGCUGGAGUCAGCUGGAGGAGGAGGAUGAGAACAGGACUGACUUUGCAGGGGAGGAGGACGAGAUGGACGGGGUCCUCAACGGGAGCCCCUCCUGGCACGCGGCCACCAGCCACAUAGUGAACGGAGCCACCGUGCACCAGAGCAGCCUCGAAGUCCACGAGAUCCGUCGAGCAGCCGACGUGAGGCAGGCGCUGAGAGAGGCGGGGGAUGAGUUUGAGCUGAGGUACCGGCGGGCGUUCAGCGACCUCACUUCCCAGCUCCACAUCACUCCCAGCACAGCGUAUCAGAGCUUUGAGCAGGUAGUGAACGAACUGUUCCGCGAUGGAGUGAACUGGGGCCGCAUCGUGGCUUUCUUCUCCUUCGGAGGAGCCCUGUGCGUGGAGAGCGUUGUUAAGGAGAUGCGGGUAUUGGUGAAACGCAUCGUGUCUUGGAUGACCACGUACUUGACCGACCACUUAGAUCCCUGGAUCCAGGAGAAUGGCGGAUGGGAGCGCUUUGUGGACCUCUAUGGGAACGAUGCUGCUGCCGAGGUGAGAAAAGGACAGGAGACCUUCAACAAAUGGCUCCUGACCGGGGCGACGGUGGCCGGAGUGCUUCUGCUGGGAUCCCUGCUGAGCCGCAAGUGAGCCGCCGCCGAGCCCCCGUGGCCAGGACGGCUGCGCCUUCACCGCCACAUCCACUACACUCCGCUCCCGAGCACCGGCACCGGGCCAGCCCCUCCAUCCCGGCCGAGCACCUGCUCCAGGGAGUUUUCUCCCUCGUGCCGCCAGCUCCUUUUAUUGUAGCCUGUCUUAUUUACUGUUCCGUUGUGUUUUAAAGGCGCUGAGGCCAAUGCAGCACUUCAGCCACCAGCUCCCAGCGCUGGGGAGAUCCAGGCAGCUGGGGGGGGGCACAGGCUAGAAGGUGUCCCAGCCCUGCAGGGUUCUCCAAAUAAUUUGGAAGAGAAUAAACAGACUUAUUUUUGCAUGUGUGAGUGCGUGCGUGUGUGUAGAUGUGUCACUAAUAUAAAGUUCCCCAGCCAGAGCAAGGGUCAGGCUCCGUGCCCCCAUCUCUGGCACGCUCAAGCACCAGGAAGAGGCAGGCUACCCAGCAGGAUGGAGCUUCCCUGCAGCAUCCCUAUCCUGUCCUUGCUUCUCCAGUCAGAGCUCAUCCCUGUGGCAGGGGGAGCAAGAGGAGGAGGCAGAGGCCGGAGGUGGGGGGCUCUGCCCUUGGUCAGAAUUCCUUUCUCCCCACAUACUCAGUUGCUGGGAGCUGUGGCCUGUCCCAGAUGAGGACGGUGUGCCAGGCCCAGGGCUGUGCAUGGUUUGAGGGGUUCUUUGUCCUCUUCCUCCUCCUCACUCCAAAUGUAGAUGGCUGUGGGACAGUGCUCAUCCCUUCCCAGCCUGUUCCUCUGGGCUGGUAAAGGAAGGAGACAGGAGAGGGGGAAAUUGCUUGUCCCUGGCACAAAGGGCUUUGCAGAGAGCUGGGGCUGUGGUGUCCAGGAAUCCAGAGCUGGGGAUUGGAAGGGUCAGGGGAAGCACCUUCACAGGGGUGGCAAAGCCCAGGGAGCAGCUGAUUCAUGAGAUUAGCAGGGAAGCAAGCCCAGGGGAGAUGGAAGUGAGGGCUGACACUGGCUGAAAGCCAUCUCCACCUCUGGGGAGCCUCUUUGGGGACAAUAGGAGCUGUUGGCCUCUCCACUGCUGUUCCCCAUGUUCCCAGUCCCGUAGUGCAGGCAGAUCCCUGUGCCCAAGCGUGGCUGUGAUGGCUGCAUGCAGUGACUGAGGUGUCUGGCUUCCCUCCCCCUCAUUCCCACGCUGCUCCUUCUGCUGCUGGAGCAGGGAACCUCUGGCCUUCGAGCUGAAAUUAGCUUCCAGAAUAGACGCCCUCAUCCUUCGGAGCCCACCGCGGGCAGACACAGCUGGCUCAGCUUGUCCGUGUACAUACUGCCCGCGCUCUGCUGUACAUAUACGAGUAGUUUUUAAUUCAUUUGUGAAUACUAUUAAUGCUAUUUUUGUUAUCUUGUCUGUCCGUAUUUAUGUGUGGGACCGUGCUCCCUGCAGAGGCCAAGCUGGGAUGGAGGUGAGGGGAGAACCGGAGGUUCCAGGGGAGCUCACUUGGCCACUGAGCACGGACUCGCGCUCCUCAUGUCGGAGCCACUCAGGUCCCGCAUGGGGAGCACGAGGAUUAGCAUUAGCCCAUUGAACGCUUCGGUUUGCAGGUGGAGGUGAAUCCACAAAUAAAUUUGUCAUUCGA
Pyrgilauda ruficollis (rufous-necked snowfinch) is the source of this 2965-nucleotide messenger RNA. RefSeq names its product BCL2 like 1 (gene BCL2L1). Gene Ontology annotation, biological process: intrinsic apoptotic signaling pathway in response to DNA damage; extrinsic apoptotic signaling pathway in absence of ligand; negative regulation of intrinsic apoptotic signaling pathway. Gene Ontology annotation, molecular function: protein heterodimerization activity; protein homodimerization activity. Bases 667 to 1359 code for a protein of 230 amino acids. The transcript has 3 exons. Gene Ontology annotation, cellular component: mitochondrial outer membrane. NCBI's taxonomy places the organism in Eukaryota, Metazoa, Chordata, Aves, Passeriformes, Passeridae. The record is from RefSeq and is a predicted model, not a curated record.